UCGGCAGCAUCACCGCGGAGUCACCAGCGCUCAGAAACUCGGGAGAUAACUGAAGACAGCCUGUUUGUGACACCUGACGCCUCCUCCCACUGCAGACCAGGCCCCAAACCGUGGCACAAUGAAAGCGGCUGUUGUUUUUGUUCUGCUCUUCGCCACAGUUCUCUGCCGACCGGCGAGAAAGGUUUCUGACAGCAGUUCGGACAGCUCUGAGGAAGUGGUGGGUAUCUCAGAGGACCGCGGGGGGGCGGUGGGGGGGGCUGACCGAAGGUGGCGGCAGCUGCGGGCGGCUCGGACGAGAGCGCCGAGGCCCCAGAGGGGGACAAAAAGAGGCCCCCCCCCCCCCCCCCCCAUAGAAACGCUCUGCUCUGAGGAGUUUCUGCUGCUCACCGGGGAGGCAGCAGCUCCCGUAGAGGUCAGCGCAGACCCGGAGCCCACCCCAGACACGGCCUCAGUGGACAGCCAGGACAGCCAGGAUGAGGACGACAAAGAGGAAGAGGAGACAGAGGAGGACGAAACUGAGGAGGAGGAAGAUGAUUCCAGCGACAGUUCGGACUCAGAGUCCGGGGAGUCGUCCACCGUCUCGGCCGUAACGGUCACUCCGGUGGUCGUCACCGAGGAGCCAGUGGCCGAAACCACCGAGGACCCCAUCCUGCCCACCAUCGUCACCGACCCGGACGGGGGCCGCGGGGACAGUCUGGGAGGCUACCCCAGCGACUACAAGUCCAUCAUCUACGUAGAAGAGAAGUCCUACCACAAGCACCCCGGGCCCUACAAGUCCUACGAGCUCCUCGGUCUCGGAAAGAAGGUGGCCUAUGACAUGGUGGACGGAAAUGAGGUGGAGAAGUCACCAAAAGCAUACAAGGUACAGGAGAUCUUUCUCCCCGUCUCCUCUGAACACCAGGCCUUCCAGGUGCACUCGGACCUUCUGGAGGAGGACACCAGCACCCCCGAGGUGGAGAGCCAGGGCCUGGACGCCUCCUCCGGCCUGUCCCAGGACCAGGACAUCAGCACCCGGCAGGCCCCGCCCCCAGAGGAGGAGGAGGGCGCCAGCGCCAGCGAAUCAGAGAGCAGCAGCGCCCCCGAGCAGGAGGGGGAGGAAGAGGAGGAGCAGGAGGAAGAGGAGCAGGAGGAGAGCGCCAGCAGCAGCGACAGCCAGGAGGCGGAGGCGGGGGGGAGCAGCGAGGAGGGCGGGGCCACGGCCACGCCCGGGGCCACGCCCGGGGCCAGCGACUCGGACGAGAGCGACAGCGCUGAGAGCGACUCGGCCGAGGAGGGGGGGGCCGGACCCGAGCCUGCCACCCAGGGGCCAGAGGUGGUCGCUGCCAAAUAA
Molecule: messenger RNA, 1330 nt
Organism: Menidia menidia (Atlantic silverside)
Lineage: Eukaryota; Metazoa; Chordata; Actinopteri; Atheriniformes; Atherinopsidae
Source: the annotation of a GenBank genome assembly